Messenger RNA from Trichoderma asperellum CBS 433.97, 858 nucleotides. RefSeq lists its product as uncharacterized. Gene Ontology annotation, cellular component: cytoplasm. The record is from RefSeq and is a predicted model, not a curated record. Lineage: Eukaryota; Fungi; Ascomycota; Sordariomycetes; Hypocreales; Hypocreaceae.
AUUUUUAUCUUUUCUAAUUGAUGUAUUUGAGCGGAUACUCUCCACGCAGUCAAUUAUUCCAUCGCGCAAGAAAUGGCCGCAACUAUCAAGCUUUAUACCAAUCAUGGCUGCCCUUGGGCUCACCGGGCUCAUAUUGCAUUGAAUGAGCUGAAGCUACCGUUUGAAGAAGAAAUCAUUGAUCUUAGCGUUCCUCGUACACAAGAAUACCUGGCUAUUAAUCCCCGCGGUCUUGUUCCCAGCCUUUCAUAUAACGGCCAAAUUAUUACGGAAUCUGCGAUCGUCGCCCAAUUUCUAGCUGAUGCUUAUCCAUCUCAUUUAACCCCCACCGGUGGCACGCCAGAAGCAGCUCUUGCUCGUACUAGAAUUAAUUUCUUUGUCGAUACAUAUUUUACCAAGGCAAAUUCUCAAUACCAAAAAGCCAUCUUUGCCAAAACAAACGAGGAGGCUGAAGAGGCGGCUCAGGAGUUCGUAAAGCAACUUGAGAAAGAGGUUGAACCCCUACUGAGCGACGCGGCACCGUAUUUUGGAGGCAGUAAGGCAUUGACACUGGCCGAAGUCCUUACCGGCUCAUUCAUUCUUAGACUAUUGGCUCUUCCGAAGAAUGGGGUUGGACCGGAGAGCUUGAUCAAAGACUUACCUACUAAGACUCCCAAUUUCUAUAAGUGGGCCAACGCCGUGAUUGAGCACCCUAGCGUGAACAGCAUCUGGGAUGAGGAAAAAGUGGUGUCCAAGACCAAGCUCAUACUUGCGAAACGGAAGGCUUAAGAGUUACCAUCGCGAGAUGCAAUCUCUCGUUAUUAGUGAGAUAAUAAAGUUACAACAUUAAAUAUGCUAAAUAAGAGCAUUGAUAUACGAGAG